Molecule: messenger RNA, 405 nt
Organism: Kalmanozyma brasiliensis GHG001
Lineage: Eukaryota; Fungi; Basidiomycota; Ustilaginomycetes; Ustilaginales
Exons: 1
Coding region: 1-405 (134 amino acids)
Source: RefSeq, a predicted model, not a curated record
AUGAAGUUUUUCUCCAUCGUAUUCGCUCUCGCCCUCAUCCUCGCUGGAGCUCUGCUCGCCGAGGCGGCUGCCAUCGAGCACGCUGGUCCCUGGAGCGACAUCCACCCCAAGAGCGCCAUGAAGCACUUCAAGAUCUACGCCGAGCCCGCUGAUACUGACCUACGUACGGCCAAGCCCGACUACAGCAAGUGCACGACGUACAGCGAUGCCGGCAGGAAGGCCACCUUCAAGUUCUUUGCCACUUGGGACAGGCUGCAGUUCCAGAAGCUGGGUCCUCACACCCUCGGUGUCAACUGCAUCAAUUGCACGCCCCAAGAGCUGGGCAACAUCUACCAGACCGAGAUGUACCUCAACUGCAAGAUUCAGGACCAAAGGCCUGCUGACUGGACGCCUCAGGGCCAGUAG